GUUAGCAUCAACAAUAGAUUCUCGAUCGAAUAACAAACUUAAAAAAAAAACGAUUAUUCUCAGUCUCUCUCACCUCUCAAAUCCAUCAGCCUCGCCUUCUCUUGCGUCGACUCGGUACUCAGUUUCCACAUUCGCCAUGUAUCGCACGGCAGCUUCACGAGCCAAGGCUCUCAAGGGAUCUCUUAGCAGAGGUUUGGCACCGGCGCGUUACGCUAGCUCCAGUGCUGUUGCUACGAGCUCUUCUUCUUCUUCUUCUUCUUCAGGCUUCUUCGGAUGGUUGACUGGUGGAUCUUCUUCUUCGCUUAAUUCAUUGGACAUGCCACUACAAGGCGUAUCUCUUCCUCCGCCACUUGCUGACCACGUCGAGCCUAGCAAACUUAAGAUCACUACUCUUCCAAACGGCCUCAAAAUCGCCUCGGAGAUGUCUCCCAAUCCAGUAGCUUCUAUUGGUUUGUAUGUUGAUUGUGGUUCUAUCUACGAGGCGCCUUAUUUCCAUGGAGCAACGCAUUUGCUUGAGAGGAUGGCUUUCAAGAGCACGACGAACAGAAGCCAUCUACGUCUUGUGAGGGAAAUUGAAGCUAUUGGAGGCAACACCUCGGCGUCUGCGUCUCGGGAGCAAAUGAGUUACACCAUCGAUGCUCUCAAAACCUAUGUCCCUGAAAUGGUUGAAGUUCUUAUUGACAGUGUGAGGAACCCUGCUUUCUUGGAUUGGGAAGUCAAUGAAGAGCUACGUAAGAUGAAGGUAGAGAUAGCAGAGCUUGCAAAGAACCCUAUGGGACUCCUCAUGGAGGCCGUUCACUCUGCUGGUUAUUCUGGUGCAUUGGCAAAUCCUCUGUACGCUCACGAGUCUGCUUUGGACAGAUUGAAUGGGGAACUCUUGGAGGAGUUUAUGACUGAGAAUUUCACUGCUGCACGUAUGGUACUGGCGGCAAGUGGAGUUGAACACGAGGAACUUUUACAAGUUGUUGAGCCAUUAACUUCUGACCUUCCUAAUGUACCGCGCCAAGGGGAGCCGAAAUCUCAGUAUACUGGUGGAGAUUUUCGCCAACAUACUGGUGGAGAGGCUACACACUUUGCGCUUGCUUUUGAGGUUCCUGGCUGGAAUAACGAGAAAGAAGCAGUCAUUGCUACUGUUCUCCAGAUGCUCAUGGGAGGAGGCGGCUCAUUCUCAGCUGGAGGCCCUGGAAAAGGAAUGCACUCAUGGCUAUAUCUCCGUAUUCUAAACGAAUAUCAGCAAGUUCAGUCAUGCACUGCAUUCACUAGCAUCUUUAAAAACACCGGAUUGUUUGGAAUCUAUGGUUGCUCGAGUCCCGAGUUCGCUGCAAAAGCAAUUGAAUUAGCAGCUAAAGAACUGAAAGAUGUUGCCGGAGGAAAAGUUAACCAGAAGCAUCUUGAUCGUGCCAAGGCAGCCACAAAAUCUGCAGUUCUGAUGAAUUUGGAAUCUCGGAUGAUUGCAGCAGAAGACAUUGGCAGGCAGAUACUUACAUACGGAGAGAGGAAGCCAGUUGAGCAAUUUUUGAAGACAGUAGACGGACUUACGUUGAAGGACAUUACAGAUUUCACCAGCAAGAUCAUUUCAAAGCCUUUGACAAUGGGUUCCUUCGGAGAGGUGUUGUCUGUUCCAAGCUACGACACCGUAAGCAGCAAAUUUUGUUGAAGCAGCAAUCAUUUGCUAGAAAAAUCAAACGAUAUUUUGGGACUUGUAAAAUAAAGAUCUUUGGGACAAGAAGAAAAAGACCCAGCCAGUUUUAAUUUUUUUGUUUUAUAGUUGGUCCUAUUUUUAUUAAAUGGAUUUUUUUUUUGUUUCCAUCUACAGUUAAAAUGGCGGGCUUUUCCUGGCCGUAUCUCUACAAUAAAUAAUUUUUGUACUACGUUCUCACAACUCCAUGCAGUGGUAUAAUUGUUACUGUGUUGUCAUUU
Messenger RNA from Brassica rapa (field mustard), 1920 nucleotides. Its product is annotated as probable mitochondrial-processing peptidase subunit alpha-1, mitochondrial. The record is from RefSeq and is a predicted model, not a curated record. Lineage: Eukaryota; Viridiplantae; Streptophyta; Magnoliopsida; Brassicales; Brassicaceae. Gene Ontology annotation, cellular component: mitochondrion. Gene Ontology annotation, molecular function: metal ion binding; metalloendopeptidase activity. Gene Ontology annotation, biological process: proteolysis.